Linnemannia hyalina is the source of this 756-nucleotide messenger RNA. Lineage: Eukaryota; Fungi; Mortierellomycota; Mortierellomycetes; Mortierellales; Mortierellaceae. The record is from the annotation of a GenBank genome assembly.
AUGUCUUCAGCCUACGGUGCCAUCGCACGUCCAGCCUCAGCCGGUAGUCUCGGCUCAGUCCUCCCUCGCCAUGCAACCCUCCGCUCCCAGCCAACUGAUCAGCAGAACAGUCAUUCCACCAACCACCAGGCAACACUCUUUGCAAUCUCCAAGGCACCCUCCUCAACCUCUACAUUCUUCACCCUUUCCGCUGCAACCCACGCAACAUUAGUCGACGCCAUGAACAAGGUCUUCAACUCCGAAGUCGAGCGUGGCGACACUUACCCCCAGGAAUUUCCCCUGGACGAGGAGCAGUUUGGGAACUACUUCUUGGGUGGUGAUGCGUUUGUGUUGAUCAAGGGAGAGUACAAGGAUACUGAGGAUGUGAAGGCGAGGGCGAGUGCGGAGGAGUGGGAUAAGGAUCUUUUGGGCUUCUUCUAUGUUAAGCCUAACUUCCCUAUCUGCAAUGGAGGUUUUAUGGUGAACUCCCGCCACCGCGGCCUAGGACUGGGCGGGAUCAUGGGCAAAGCCUUCCUGGAGGUCGUCCCCCUGAUCGGCUACAAGGCCUCCAUGUUCAACCUCGUAUUUGAGUCCAAUGUUGCAUCGGUCAAAUUGUGGCGUCGUCUGGGGUUCAAGGAGAUUGGACGAAUUCCUAACGCCGGUCGGCUUCGUGGACAAGGGGAGUUGGGUGGUGAUGCGAAGGAGGGAUAUGUGGACGCGAUUCAGUUCUAUUGGGAUUUUGAGUCUAUGCCCGUUCCUGUCGAGAAUGAUGCAUAA